Molecule: messenger RNA, 696 nt
Organism: Thelazia callipaeda (thelaziosis nematode)
Lineage: Eukaryota; Metazoa; Nematoda; Chromadorea; Rhabditida; Thelaziidae
Source: the annotation of a GenBank genome assembly
AUGGAUCGUCAGUCAACAACAUCAUCAAAUGCGCGAUUGAAGGAAUUUGGACCCUGGACGGAGCAGUACAGCUCAGCGGGAAAACGGUACUUCUACAAUCGAGAAACAGAGGUAUCACAGUGGGAAAAACCUCCGGAAUGGCGAGAAUAUGAAAAGUAUUUAACGGAAAAUGCUGCAAACCAAAGUCCAAUCUCAUCUGCUUCUGGAGCCCGUAUCGCGCCGAGUUCUAAUGCAGUAGGAGUGUACAUGCCAAACUCGACAGCUUCUGUAGCAUCAGGCAACAAUGGUGAUGUGAAAAAUAAAACAAAACCACGUGAUAGUACCCAGCCAUUGUUGAGAACUAAACGGCAAAAAGUAGAAGGAAAAGAAGACGAUAGUGUCGGUCCCGUAGUCUUUUCUGAAGAGCAGCAUCGACGAUUCAUAAGAGCAGAUGCUCAAACAACUACUCGUCGAUGGCCUACUGAAGACUGGGAACAGAGUGCAAUUAAAGCAGGCGCAGCUGCGCACAACCUUACACUGCAAAUUAUUUACGUUUCUUGCGAUUUGAAAAGUGCUAGGUCACUAGUCAGAACAGCCGAAAUGCGUUCAUCAUUACUAGCUCAGAAACUACAGUUUAUUGCUGACCAUCAGCGACAGCUGGAAGCAAGUUUUGCUCUUCCAUCACUUCCAUCUGUGAAUAAUUACCAAUGGACAUAA